UACAAACUCAAUCAUCAAUCCCUCCUUUUAGCCUAAUCAUUCCAAUUCUUCUUCUUGUUCUCACUAAAUAUCAAUCUAAUGGCUCCGUUAUUGUUUCUUUUUCUCCUCAUGAUUCCUGUUUCUAAUGCAUUUCUUGAUGUCAACUACUAUGACGAAACAUGUCCAAAUGCCGAAAAAAUCAUCUAUGAAACAGUUCAUAGUGCUUCAGUUUCUGACCCUAAAGUUCCUGCACGACUACUCAGGAUGUUUUUCCACGACUGCUUCAUAAGAGGGUGUGAUGCAUCUAUACUCUUGGACUCUACACCAGGAAAUCAAGCGGAGAAGGAUGGUCCUCCAAAUCUCUCACUUGGAGCAUUCUAUGUGUUCGAUGCAGCUAAAGAAAAACUAGAAAAAGCUUGUCCACGCACGGUUUCCUGUGCUGACAUAGUUGCCAUUGCAGCAAGAGACGUAGUUACUAUUUCAGGAGGUCCAUAUUGGAGUGUGUUCAAAGGGAGGAAAGACGGGACAGUCUCAAGGGCGAAUGAGACUAUAAACUUACCAGCUCCUUCCUUCAAUGUUACGCAACUUAUUCAGAGCUUUCUCCAGAGGGGUCUGGGUAUUAAGGACAUGGUGGCCCUCUCCGGUGGACACACGCUAGGUUUUUCACAUUGCUCUUCCUUUGAAUCCCGGCUUCGGAAUUUCAGCCCAUCGCAGGACACUGAUCCAAGCAUGAAUCCAGAAUUUGCUGAAACCCUGAAAAAGAAAUGCCCAAAACCAAACAAGGACAAAAAUGCAGGUGAAUUCUUAGACUCUACUGCAGCAACCUUUGACAACAACUACUACAAACAAAUUGUUGCAGGAAAUGGUGUGUUUGGAUCAGACCAGGCACUGUAUAAUGAUUACAAGACAAAAUGGUUGGUGGAAAUGUUUGCGGAUGACCAAACUUUGUUCUUUGAAGAGUUUGUGGCAUCAAUGGUGAUGCUUGGAAAUGUUGACAUCAUUGAAGAAGGAGAAGUCAGAGUAAACUGCAGAGUUGUUAACUAAAUAUAUCAGUGUGAAAGAGAGAGGGGGAGAAGAUGGAGUUUUGGUGAGUGGGAUCAAUCGAGUGUUUCAAAUUCUUCAGUCAAUGAUAAGUAUUUACAAUAUGAUAUUGAUUUAUUAUACUGCAAAGUCUGCAUUACUGGAAUCAUAACCUUGUAAACAGUUUGCUACACAUGCACGGUAGAAUAUUUCACCCUUUACUGACUUCAGACACGAAACCAAUAAAAGCAUGACAAUUGUGUAUUA
Ipomoea triloba (trilobed morning glory) is the source of this 1266-nucleotide messenger RNA. Its product is annotated as peroxidase 66. Lineage: Eukaryota; Viridiplantae; Streptophyta; Magnoliopsida; Solanales; Convolvulaceae. Gene Ontology annotation, biological process: hydrogen peroxide catabolic process; response to oxidative stress. The transcript is spliced from 3 exons. The record is from RefSeq and is a predicted model, not a curated record. Gene Ontology annotation, cellular component: plasmodesma; plant-type cell wall. The coding region runs from base 79 to 1023 and encodes 314 amino acids. Gene Ontology annotation, molecular function: peroxidase activity; heme binding.